Molecule: messenger RNA, 402 nt
Organism: Caenorhabditis briggsae
Lineage: Eukaryota; Metazoa; Nematoda; Chromadorea; Rhabditida; Rhabditidae
Exons: 2
Coding region: 1-402 (133 amino acids)
Biological process (GO): fatty acid biosynthetic process
Cellular component (GO): mitochondrion
Molecular function (GO): acyl binding; acyl carrier activity
Source: RefSeq, a predicted model, not a curated record
AUGCUCCGUGUAGCCGUUUCCGCAGCUCUCCGAACCGCUUCAACACGGUUGCUAAGCAACAGUACAGUUCAAACCCGAGUUUUCACCCCAAUGAUUGUUUCUGGAUCGAAACCAUCGUUUCAAAUCAGACAGUAUUCCGCCAAGGCUCCACUCACCAAGAAAACUUUGGAAGAGCGAAUCGUUCUCGUGCUUUCUCUUUAUGAUAAAAUUGACGCCAAGAAGCUCACAAUGGACUCUGACUUCACUAAGGAUCUUGGCCUAGAUUCUCUGGAUCAUGUGGAAGUAGUCAUGGCUAUGGAAGAAGAAUUCGGGUUUGAAAUCCCAGACGGAGAUGCCGACCGCUUCAAAACUCCACGCGACAUCUUCCAGUACAUCGCCGACAAGGAAGAUGUUUUUGAAUAA